UUUAAAACACAUCUGUGUCGACGGUUACGGACGCAACGCAGAAAAGUCCACAAUAUUCGAAUGCAGUGCAGCAGACGCGCUAGGCUGUAUGCAACAACAAAGUGUGCGCACGUUGUUAAUAAAUAAAAUUGUUAGCAAUAAAAAUAGAUAGCCAAAUAAAAUGAACCAUAAAGAAAGCAAAUCAAUCUAUACAAAAUAUUUGCACACAGAUGCGGUGCCACAGUGAGUGUAAAAAUCCGGUGCGUAGAAGAAAGUCUAGUGAAUUGUGAAGAAAUAUUGAAAGUGGAGUGUCAGCGCAAAUUAAAGGAGCAAGUUUAAAUUCUUAAAAGUUAAAGUGAGUGAAAUGCAUAAUACAAGGCAAUAACGUGCCAAUAACAACAACAAUAACGCAAACGACAGAAGUUAGUGAAAACCAAAACAUAAAGAACGGCGAGUCCUAGGCGGGGUGGAUUACAAAUCAAAUAAAAUACACACAAUCCGAUUCGAGCGGAAGAGGCGGAAAAUAAAAAUAAUAACAACCGCCGUGCGGCGCAACUGAAUUGUCAAAAAAAAAAUCGGUAUGAACAGAACGACAACUGGGCAAUUUUUGUUUUAAGGACAAGCGCCGAAGAAAAACGCCAAAAAACAUACAACAUUACUAAAGUUGCCACAACCGAGUUGAGAGUAUCGUGCUAAAACAACAGUAAUAAAGCAGCAAGAACAGCAAACUUGGCAGACAAGCGCUGAGCGAGUAGUGGAGCGACGGGCGCAGGGCGUUGUGAAAAUGGUUGAAACGAUGACAAUUGCCAGUUGUUGCAAGUAGCGUAGAGACUGUCAAAAACUUGUCAAACCAGCACACACAAGUGGCAGCGCACAGAAGCUGCAAGGGAAGUGGCACGACAACAAUACGAGCCGCACACAAGAAACACUAGAACAAGCUGCCGCGGCUGAAGACAGCACAAACUAGUUUUUGUGUGAAAAAAACCUAAAUAAAAUUUACGUUGUUUCCUUUUUGCACCAAAGUCCUUUUAUUUGUCUUGGGCGACACGAAGAACAAGAGCAACUAAUAAAUCCAACAAAAGAAGUAGCACAAGCCUUACUCGAACCAAACAAAAAGCGUUGUUAAGCGCCGAAACAUUAAACCGGCAGUGAGCACCCAGAAAAGGAACAACAACCCGACCCGCUACUUGACGACGGCUUGAAGGAGCGAGCGCACGAAAAGCGCAGCAAAGCCAUAAAAGAGCUUGAGUUUCGCAGAACACAGGAAAAGGUGUGACGAGGGCCGACAGCCGUUGAUGUGACAACGCUGCUCAUACGAAUUUGCAGCGCCAAAAGUCGGAGACGGCGACGAAGAGAGGCGCUCCUCGUGUACUUUUGAUUGGAACUGCCACGUUAGUGUGCGUAAGUGAAAUGUAAUCAUGCGGAUAAUGCGAGCAUACCUUCAAACGGCAACAAUAACAACUGCUUACUAAUAGCUGCCACAAUAGCAACAACAACAACAGUAAAUAAUCCUGAAGAGGGCACAAACAAAUCAUAAGGACAAUAUUCACAAGUGAGCAAAGUGAAGCUUCCUUGCUGGCAAGAUAUUCAAAUCAAAAGACGCAGCAGCUGCAACAGCAAUAACGGCACACACUAGCCGGCGGCAGAAAUAAAUGAGCAAGAUUGUUGGCGCACUGCGUGCAAUAUGUCCGUGAGGACAUCGGAAUUCUACGUCAAAGCAAAGCGCGCAGGGCACAGCAGGACAACCGGAAUGUAAUAUUCUGCUGCUAACGGUGAACAAUGUCUGUAUGAUAUCACAGCAACAACAGAGCGGAGCACAAUAACAAGCAACCAAAACCAAAAACGAUAAGAAAAACAAACAAAAAUCAAAACAAUUACCUCAGACGCAAAGGAAAAGCGUCAGUGGCACAUUGCAGCGCUACGUCAACGACAGCAUACGCAAGCAACAGCAACAGCAAUCGGUCCAUAGUGCCAGCGAAGUGUGACAGCAGCGAAUAAUGCGCCAAGACAAGGCACUACACGCCAGCCGGACGGCAGCCACGAGCAGCACACAACUCGAAACGCCAACGCCAACAACAGCAACAGCAACAGCACAAGUGUCCGCCGCAAUGCUGCAGCAACAACAGCGCGUGCACAAGGCCGCCACGCAGCCAGAAGCAGCACCAGCGGCCGCACCAGCUCCACGGUCGGCGCGUGCAACAGAAGUCGAAACCGAAACCGAAAACACGCCGUGCGCGGAGCACCGUGUUGACAUGAGAUGUCCAAACAGUAUUCUCCAUGCCGCGCAGCAACAAGAACAGAUGCCCAACACAGACAUGGCCUUGAGCGCCAGUGCAGCAUUGGGGGGCAGGAGCAGCAGCGCAGCGACGCAGAAAUCACAUGGCCAGCAAACGGCAAUGCCAAAUGCAGUGCACGCAGCCGCUACCACCGAACUGCUAACGACAGCAGCAACAACAAAUUGCAAAACAGUGCACGCCACUCGCCUGCCAGCAGUUGAUAAGGACAACGAUAACAAAAGCAUGAACAAAAGCAACAGCAGCACAUUGUUGACACAAAAACAACAGCAGCAGCAACAACAACAACAGCUACAACAACGAACCGUGGCCUCCACAAAGUCAACGGCAGCAGCGGUUGAGAAGGCAGACAGCGCAUUCCGCACAACAAAUAUUUUCGCAGCCGUCUGCCGCGGCUACAGCUGGACCAGCGCCAAGGAUCGCACCAACAGCAAAGCGCUCUUCCAUCUUCUCAAUAUGAUUUUUUUUAUGCUGUGCCUCAUUGCGUGCGCUCUGGCGAUGUACAGCAUUGUGCGGCAUUCGCGCAACGAGCAGCGGUUGCGGCAAGUGUUGCAACUGGACGAACGAAUAAGUGCACUGGAGCUGCGGCUGCAAUUAUGUGAGCAGCGCCACCAACCAAGGCAACAGCAACAUUUCGAUUUGGACACGAACCGGCCGCUAAAUAAUGAGCGCACCAGCCCGGAGCUGGUGGAUACCACCGGUGAUUUGCAUAAUCAGCCAGGGGCGCCACCAAAGCAAAUGUCCGUGGAUGUGACACAAACGCUGCAGCGAUUGUCGCGACAGGUGAGCGAUUUGCAUCGUUUGCGUCGUGAUGUUUCGCAUUUGCAAAUGUCGCGUCGCCAACAGCAGCGCCGGCAGGCGAGUUUGGCGGCGGCGACCACCGCCGAUGGACUACUGUUGCAGACACCGCAGCAAACGCAUUCCGGCGAAUGUGGAUGUACGGCAGGGCCACCUGGACCACCAGGCCCACCGGGCAAACGGGGGAAACGUGGCAAGAAGGGCGACCCUGGCGAAAAGGGUGAUCCGGGCGUCAAUGGCGUGAACGGCGAGAAGGGCGCUGCUGGCAGACCGGGCGACAAAGGUCAGAAGGGCGAUGUGGGCCAUCCGGGCAUUGAUGUCUUCCAAACGGUUAAGGGGCUGAAGCGCUCGGUCACGACCUUACAUGGCGGCACUUUAGGUUAUGCUGAAAUUGUUGCUGUCAAGGGUGAACCUGGCGAGCCCGGUCCGCCUGGACCGCCGGGACCACCUGGUGAGCCCGGCUCACCCGGCAUGAAUGGCGGACGUGGUCCACCUGGCGAAACCGGCCCAGCGGGACCUGCUGGACCACCUGGAGAACCCGGACCGAUUGGCCCACCUGGCGCGCCGGGCACACUGGGACCUAAGGGUGACAAAGGUGACCGCGGUGAUCGAGGUCUUACGACGACCAUUAAGGGUGACGAAUUUCCCACCGGCAUCAUUGAGGGGCCACCAGGUCCAGCGGGACCACCUGGUCCACCUGGAGUACCUGGCGAACGCGGCGAAGUGGGCCCCGCUGGACCACCCGGGCCGCCCGGCGAGAAGGGACCGCGCGGCAAACGCGGAAAGCGGAUCUUCGGACCCGGUGGCGCCAAAGACGAGGACUACGACGACCCACCAGUACAACUGUUGCGUGGGCCACCCGGCCCGCCGGGCAUGCCUGGCAAAGACGGACGUGAUGGACGCGAUGGCUCUAAGGGUGAUGCGGGCGAACCCGGCGAACCAGGUUCGCUGGGACCACGUGGUCUGGACGGUCUGCCUGGUGAGCCAGGCAUUGAGGGACCGCCUGGCCUGCCUGGCUAUCAGGGCCCACCCGGUGAGAAAGGCGAUCGUGGUGAUAUUGGACCGCCCGGUCUGAUGGGUCCACCAGGACUGCCCGGUCCACCCGGCUAUCCGGGUGUGAAGGGCGAUAAGGGCGAUCGCGGUGAUUCAAAGUAUAGAAAAAUGCGCCGGCGACAAGAUGAGGGAAUGUCCGAUCAGCCACAUAUGCCAACCAUUGAAUAUCUUUAUGGUCCACCUGGACCGCCCGGUCCUAUGGGUCCACCCGGCCAACCAGGUAAGCAUGGAGAACGUGGCAUGGAUGGGCGCAAGGGAGAUUCGGGUGAGAAAGGACAGAAAGGCGACCAAGGACCAAUGGGCUUACCGGGUCCAAUGGGUAUGCGUGGCGAUUCCGGUCCAGUCGGUCCCUCUGGCAAAGCCGGCUUACCGGUGUGGGGCUACUAAUUCUAAACAGGCAAACACACACAAACUUAACUAUAAAUGAAUACUAAAAGCAAAAAAACAAAAACAAAAAACGCUAACUGAAACGAAGUUAAUGAAACGCCAAAAAAGCAUAAAUAAAUUGAAAGCAAUGCAAACAAAUAGUUAAUGCAACAUACACACACACACAUACAACAACUUGCAACAACAGCAAUGAACACAAAUGCGCACAGCAAAUACAAUAACAAGUACACAACGCACAACAUGCCACAAACAAUACAAAUAUUGCUACACUAACACAUACAUACGCACACAUAUAGAUACUAAAGAACUUCAAUACACACACACAAACAAUACACAUGUGUGCACCACAUGCCACACUAAAUACCGUAAUUACUUUGCGAACCAAAACUACGGUUAUGCAAACACAAUUUGUGACCCAAACGCAGUGAAAAAUCAAAAAUGCAAGCAAAAUCGAAAAAUUUUCGCAAACAAAUUUCGAAAGACAAUUCGACAAAUCGAAAUAAUAGUAAGCGUAGAUAUCCCCAAAGACACAAAAACAUAUUUACACUCCGAUAUCAAAAGUCAGGUUUGUGCUUACCGCUAUUUGACCUUAGACCUAUACACACAAAAACAGCAAAAACAAAACAAUUACUAAUAUUCUCACAGUUGAACUCGCCGAACUCCAGCUCGACAAACAACAAGCUUUCAACUUGCAAGUAGACACACAUACACGGCACACAUAUACAUGUGUAUUUCCAGAACAAAUGCAAGCUUAAGUACUUAAGUCCAAGUAUAUAAAUAUUUGUUAAGAGCAUUUCUGAAAAGUGUAAAUAUGUCUAAGUAGCAUCAGCCGAAAGUAUUCCCGAAGAAUUUAAUUUCACAUUUUUAUGCUGCUUAAGUUUCAAUGUUGCUAAGUUUUCUUUGUAUUCUGAUAUAAACCGAAAAUAUGCUUGGCGAGAAUUGGAGCAGAAAAUUUUCUGAAACAUUUUAGUUGGUGAAUAAUCUUCUCUUCUUCCUAUCGCUAAAAAAAAAAAUUUUUUUUUUGUGAAUUUUUUUAAAUUUUUAUUUCUAAAUGUCUACAAUAUUUAGACAUGUGAAGAAUGAUAGACUUCUUUAGAUGAGUUCAGUGUUUCUAAGAGUUUUUAAACUAAUUACAAGUGGCGAUUCUAGCAUCAUCUAACAGAUACAAUAUUUGAACAUGGAACUGCUCUCCUUUUUUUACUGUGGAGAUCGAUAAUUUGUAGAUAGGCUUAAGCGAGCUCUCAUUUUAGAAUAUAAUAGGAAUCGAAAAACCAGAAUUAUACUACACACACUAACAAUUCAAGAGUAGUGAAUCGAACACAAACUGGCCAACUGGUAUAAAAUGGAAUAGACUGGUAUAAGCAAAUACAAAUAGCACAACAAAUGGUUAUCCAUACUAAUGAGGUCCUUAUAUGGAGUUCACUUGGCAACUGUUUUGUUGAAUUCACAUGUAACUUUUUGGGUAAAGCAGUUGUGAGUAGAAAAAAUUAACACGAGAAAAAGUACGUCUCAAUUUUUUCCGAAACACUUCAUAACAUAAUGAAGGUUGAAUUUUCAACAAAAGAAGCUUUUAUUUUAAAAUUUUCAAGACAUCAGCCAACAAAUUUAAACCAUAAAUUUCUAAAAAGCUCAGUGAUCAACUGCGAUUUCCUUUGUAAGAAAUUAGCGGAAUUUUUAUUGAUUUAUGUGGACUUAUUUAUACUCUGAACAGGGUGUAUAAAAUUUGCCACGAUAUUUCUAACCCCCAGAAGGGAACGUCGGAUACCCCAUAAAGUAUAUGUAUCUAUGAUCUAAUGAUCAGCGUGACGAAUUGAAUUAAUUUAGCCAUGUCCAUCGGUCAGUCCUUCUGUCUGCCUGUAUGUAUAAUAUAUAUGUACUACUGUGCUCAAAUCGAAAGGUGAAUUUUUUCCAUUUCAUCUCCUUCAAAGUA
Bactrocera tryoni is the source of this 6441-nucleotide messenger RNA. Its product is annotated as collagen alpha chain CG42342. The transcript is spliced from 14 exons. The coding region runs from base 1977 to 4511 and encodes 844 amino acids. The record is from RefSeq and is a predicted model, not a curated record. Lineage: Eukaryota; Metazoa; Arthropoda; Insecta; Diptera; Tephritidae.